AGAAAUAUCGCACACUGACUCCCAUUCCUGCCUCAUCAGUAUCGGAAACCACUUUUUUAAUUGCAAAAACCAGCUCUGGUUCAUGGAAAACAUGGCUCAGACAAGUCGCACAGAAGAAAUGCUUGUUUUGAUUCCUAUACUUCUUCUCUUGCCUCUCCUCUUUUUCAUCCUUAGGCAUUUCAAAAUUUUAUCUUCACCACUCAAGUCCCCACUAGUUCCUCCAGGUCCAUAUCCAUGGCCAAUCAUUGGCAACAUUCUCCAACUGGGAAAGAAGCCUCAUGUCACUCUAACCCAACUUGCACUAAACUAUGGUCCACUCAUCUCAUUGAGGCUUGGAACUACACUCAUGGUAGUGGGAUCAUCACCUGUUGUUGCCAAGGAAAUUCUCAAGACACAUGAUAGAGUCUUAUCUGGCCGCCAUGUUCCUAGUGUGUUCGCAUACAUGAGCUCAGAACUCAACAAUCUAUCACUUGGAUGGUCGCUUGAGUGCAGUGGUCGAUGGAAGUUUUUACGUACUCUCUGCCGAGCUGAACUGUUCUCAGGCAAAGCCUUGGAGUCUCAAGCAUGUUUACAAGAGAAAAAGGUGAUGGACAUGGUGGAACUAUUAGGCACAAUGGAAGGUAAGGUGGUCAAUAUUGGAGAAGUGAUAUUUGCUACUGUGUUUAACAUGUUAAGUAAUGUUCUUUUAUCUAGAGAUUUUAUCAGCUUGAAGGAUGAAAGUGUGGGUGGAGGGUUGAAGGGACUCAUAAGGAAACUCAUGGAGGUGAUUUCUGCCCCAGAUGUAUCCGACCUUUUUCCAAUUUUAGGUAGAUUUGAUCUUCAAGGUCAAAAAAAGAAGAUCCUGGACUUAAUUGGGAGUAUCAGUUUUGCAUGGGCAGAUAUCAUCAAAGAAAGAAGAGAAAGAAAAGGAAGUGUUGUUUUGCAAGAACAAGACUUCUUGGAUGUUAUGAUUGACAAUAAUUUUACAGACAAGCAAAUCAAUCAAUUGCUCCUGGAGCUCUUCUCUGCUGGUACAGAAACUAGUAGUUCAACAAUUGUAUGGGCAAUGGCAGAACUAAUAAAGAAUCUAGAAUCCAUGAAAAAAGUUCGAGAAGAACUUGUGAGAGAAAUCAAACAAGAUGUGGUAAAGGAAUUCCACCUUCCUCAGCUAAACUAUCUACAGGCAUCUGUUAAAGAAACGCUUAGGCUGCACCCUCCUGCACCACUACUACUACCUCACCGUGCUAUUGAAUCAUACCAAGUGACAAGCUACACUAUUCCAAAGGAUUCUCAAGUUCUAGUGAAUGUUUGGGCAAUUGGACGGGACCCCCUGUACUGGGAAGACCCUUUAGUGUUCAAACCAGAGCGCUUCCUCAACUCAGCACUGGAUUUCAAAGGGAACGAUUUUGAAUUUUUACCCUUCAGUGCAGGAAGGAGAAUCUGCCCUGGUCUACCAAUGGCUGCGAAAGUAGUACCCUUAGUUCUUGCUUCAUUAAUUCACUUCUUUGAUUGGUCUCUUCCUCAUGGAUAUGAUCCUGAGAAGCUAGACAUGAGCGAGAAAUUUGGUGUAACUUUGAAGAAAGAACAGCCUUUAUACCUCAUUCCAAAAGUUAGAAAGUAAAGAAAACUAUCAUUCCAGUUUCCUCAUCAUGUGUACUCUCAACUUAGUUUCUGGUAAUAAACAUGUAGUCUAUGUGAUUCGGGUCAUAUGUUACUAAGUUUUUAUUUGGCUUUAUCUAUAUAAAGCUGGUUUAUUUUGUUUCCA
Messenger RNA from Quercus robur (English oak), 1744 nucleotides. Its product is annotated as (S)-N-methylcoclaurine 3'-hydroxylase isozyme 1-like. NCBI's taxonomy places the organism in Eukaryota, Viridiplantae, Streptophyta, Magnoliopsida, Fagales, Fagaceae. The record is from RefSeq and is a predicted model, not a curated record. The transcript has 2 exons. Gene Ontology annotation, molecular function: heme binding; oxidoreductase activity, acting on paired donors, with incorporation or reduction of molecular oxygen; iron ion binding. The coding region runs from base 83 to 1600 and encodes 505 amino acids.